Messenger RNA from Linum trigynum, 3877 nucleotides. Lineage: Eukaryota; Viridiplantae; Streptophyta; Magnoliopsida; Malpighiales; Linaceae. The record is from the annotation of a GenBank genome assembly.
UUUCUCCGUUCUUCUUUCCCAUUCUCUGUUUUCUCCCGUCAAAAUUUUCCCUUUCGAAAGCCCACAUUUUCUCCACAAAUUUUCCCUCCCUUUCCCUCUCUCUCUCAAAGAAAGAAAUUCGGCAUCCAAAGUUCCCUUUUCUCUUAUUCUUCCUCUCUUCUUCUUCCCGGUUUCGCAUUUGGUUCCGAUUCCUGAAUCAAAACCAUCUAUUUCCCCUGUUUCCUUUCCUCUGUUUCUUCUGCCUUUUGAACACUGCCCAUAGUUUUGAUAUUGCCCGGGAAAGAUGGGGUUUCCGAAGAAGAAAGUGGUGGAUUCCGGGUUGGAAUAUGACGGGAAGAAAUGGGUCAUCGCCGGAAUCUCGAUAAAGCCACUGAAGCCGGUCAACACGAAGCCCAGAGGCAGAGCAACCGCCACCGGCGGAGGAGGAGAUAAUAAUACGGCCGCUUGUGCCGGCGGGGUCGAGGAAGAAGAGGAGCGUUCAACCACCCCGACAGCGAGGGAGGCAAGAAUACCGGAGAAACUGCCGUGCCCGCCGGCCCCGAGGAAGAGAAGGCCGCUGCCGUCGAAGUGCAAUUACGCCGUCGGGCCCAGAGACUUCUUCACCCCGCCUGACUUGGACUCGGUCUUCAAAUGCUAUGUCGAGAGAGCAAAUUAGAGAAAAUUACUCCACAACAACAAGAAAAUCGCUUGGGCCGUUUUACUUUGUUUUGUCUGUUUUUGCUUGUUAGUAGCCUAGUAGGUAGGGAUGAAAAGUUAGGAGAUGGUGAAGAGUACAAGAUGUACAAAGAACUAUAUAUAUAGUAGUAGUUAUGAAAGAGGUAGUUUAGUUUUUCUUAGUUCCUUCUUCUUUGCCUUCUUGCUUCUAAUAUUUGUUGGGCUUUGUUUGAGAGACCUUGAUGUUUGUGGUUGUUCAAGUUAAAUGAGAAGGAUUAGUUUCUCUUCUUCACAUGAAAGUUCUCUCCUUUUGUGGGUUUGUAGGAAAGGUUGUCCCUUUCUUAAUGGUUGAGAUUGCUGAAUCUUGUGGUUUGAUAGUUUUAGUUUGGUUUGACAUCUACCCUUGUCAAUUUUUCAAGUGAUAGUUCUCUUCUUUUGUGGGUUUGUUGGAAAGGUUGCUACUUUCUUUGUCCUGGCCAGUUUUGAAGCCUACCCUUCAGCAUCAACCUACAAGGAGGAUUAGAGUCAUAUUGCUACUUUCUUGCUUGGUGUUUCUCAAAGUGAGUAUGAAAUAUGGAGCACUAUGAAGUAUGAAAUGCAAUAUGACUCUAACUUGGAAGAGUUAAGGUGAAAGAGAGAGAGAGUGUGUGGGGUUCAUGUAUUGAAGUGGGUGAAGUUAUUAUUCUUGUACUAUUUUAAUAGACAUAUAUAGCUAGCUCAUGCCAUUGAAGUCUGAGAAAGAGUUUUCUUCAAUUUCUAUGUUUGCAAAUUUCUAUGUGUUGCUAUUGUUAGGGUAUUUAUCUUGUGACCCUAUAGCUGAGGUAACAGUGUCACUGUACAUCACUGGUAUCUAGAGGCUAUAGUAGUAUAUAUGGAGUGGUAGGGUUUUGUGGGUAAGAGAAAAAGAGGGAGCAGAGUUUUUUUGUAGUUAUGUGGAAUUUUGGGGUUGAGUCUGGUCAGGACUCAGGAGUCAGGGGGGAGGACACAGGACAAGAGUGCUGGGCUUGAAGGCAGCCAGCCUUCUUGUGUUAAAUUUAUUUCAUAAUUCUAUUAUGAUGUAGUACUGUUUCCUUACAUGCAUACAAAUCUAUCCAUUCAUCACAAAACCCUCCAAGGGUACAAAUUUACUGGUUAAAUCGCGUAUUAUUGACUUAAGUAACGAUUUUAUUUGUUGAACCGCUAAUGUCAUCGAUUUGAUAUCCGGUAGGGUAGAGCGGGAACCUAGAGAUAGAAGAGUGAGGGGGGCAGAGAAUCCAUUUGGAUGCUUGUUCAUUUUGGUUUUCUGCCUCUGGGUUCUGCUGCUACUGCCCUAAACCCUAAUCAUUCAGCCUUUGCUUAUCCAAUCCUCUUUCCCUCUCUCUCUUACCAUAUUAUUGGGUUUCCUUCUGCAGUUGCAGUGGUAUUUUUGAAGCCUUCAGUAAAUCUAUCUUAACUUUCUUGCUUCUUCUCCUCCUUCUUCACUCCCAAGUGGGAGACACAUAACUCAUUUCUCAUGCUUAUUUUUAAGCCCUUUUUAUCAAUUUCCUCACUGAUCAACAUUAUUCUCAUUAAAUAACCAAACCCAUUUGUUAAACAUAUAUGUAUACGUAUGUGUCUAUGUCAUAAUGGGUAAGCGUGUCCCUCUUUUCUUGUUGGUAAGGUAGGUGAGUGAGAGGAUUGGUUUAAGAAUUCCAUUACCACCAUUUCUCUCUGGGUCAAGAUUGGAUUAAAGAAUGUUUUGAACUUGAUUAGGUGAGAGAGGACUUAAACUUGAAGGACCAAAGCUAGGAUAGUGUACAUAUACACACACACGUGUAGAAGUGGUAUGGUGAGAUAAAAAGGAAUUCCUUUAAGGUUCUUUAGCAUAUGCCUUUGUAUCAGUGGUAUGGUAUUGAAAGAAAAACGAAGGCAUAUAUCCAAACCAAAAGUCUGCCCUAGCUACCAAGAAACCAUACAGAAUGGUAACAAAUUUCAAGGCUGAGAACUGAGAUGGAGCUUGGAAGGUGCAUGGAUGCUUCAAGAUGUUUGUUGACUAAAGCGACCAUUCCUUGGCCUAGCUAGACCCACAAACAAGAAAACAUAAUGGAACCAAUGAGUAAAACAAAAUAACAUAAAUAUCGAUACAAAGAAAAAGGAAUAUCCCAAGCACACUAUGUCUACUACCCCAUAUCAUACGUCUCUUGAUCUCUUAUGAUGAGUUUUCACCAUUAUUAUUGGUUUCAGAUUGAGCCCUCUCCCUAGCUAUAGUUAUUGCCCUAGAGAGUGACAUUUUUAACCUCAUGUGGACAUCUUUGGGGGUGAAUUACAUGAAUGAGAACACUAUAAUUUUAGGUUGGUCGAAAAAUGGAUGAUUGAAGUUUGAGUUCUGACGAACUUGUCAUGAAAAAGUUCGAUACAACUAGCACAAAACGCAGUAGUUUCAUUUAAACUCAAAAGAUUUGUUUGUUCGAUUUGCUCAUAUAAACAUGUUGGUUCAUUCGAAUGAUUGAUAAUGAAAAGAAAAAUAUUAUAUCAAGCUCUAUAACUAAUUAGCUAUCUUGUAAGACACAUAACUCCAUAAAUGGAUUAGAGUAUUCUGGUUUAGGUCAUGCAUGACUUGAAAUGAGUUAGGGAUGGCAAUGGGUCGGCUCGGGGGCGGAUAGUGCAUAUCCGUUACCCUACCCAAUGUAGUUCGGGUUUUACCCAUACCCGUACCCACACGAGAAACGGGUAGAAAAUCAAAACCAUGCCCAUACCCGUUCGGGUUUCGGAUAUCCACGGUUAUCCAUGGGUAAUAAUUUCUCCUUAUAAUUCCAACCAAUAUGUUAACAUUCACACGUAUAUUCACAUUACGUAAGAGGAAAAGUACGACAAUAAUUCACUAGAAUGACGAAAAUUAAUUAAAACAACAUAAUUUCAUGAAAAUAUUAUAUUUAUAUGCUAAAUAUAAAAUAUUAUAGAAAAAAUAAUGAUGAUUUCUAGACAAAAUACAUAUGCAUGUGUAUAAUCGGGCGAGUUCGGGUUGGAUAGUGAGAUAACCAGGCCCACCCAUUACCCGCAAUAUUCGGGUUCGGGUUUUACCCGUACCCACGAAAAAUGCUUCGGGUUCGGGUUUUACCCUACCCGAUUAGGUCGGAUUCAGGUGGAUAUCCACGGUUACGGAUAUUUUUGCCAUCCCUAAAAUGAAUCAUACAAAUUACAUAAUUAGGUCAUGCAUGACUUGAAAUGAAUCAUACAAAUUACAUAAUUAAAUGGAUUAGAGUGU